Messenger RNA from Chara braunii, 1429 nucleotides. The record is from the annotation of a GenBank genome assembly. NCBI's taxonomy places the organism in Eukaryota, Viridiplantae, Streptophyta, Charophyceae, Charales, Characeae.
GUUCAAGGAAUUGAGGAAGUAGGAGGAGGAUAGGGUCUUUUGGGUGAUGGCACUUCAAGUGCCGCUCGAUGAUAUGCCAUUCAUUUACACGCAAAUCGAGAUGGCAAUAGGAAAGAUCCCCCUGGCGCAUCCAACAGAUGCAGACCCGUUGAGACCGGCGUUAGUCAACGCCAAGUUUGACCUCGUUCCAGAGGCCCGCCCGAACAUGGACGUCAUCAGGGUAGAAACGCCGAAGGGAGACAUUCUGGAGAUAAAAUUAGCGACAGCGGACACAGUCAGGUGUAAGACCUGCAGGCAGUUCUUUCACAUGGAACAAGAGUGCAGAAGGAAAGGUGGACAGAGAACGGAUGAAGGGGGAGCGUCGCAAGGGCAUCACGGUAACGAUUGGCAGCAGCGGACCCCUUCGCAGAUCCCUUUAGGGUACCAGGGUCCACUCGGCCCAAGGAGUGGGACGCAAGCCCCGUCGGGAGCAGCAAGCCACGCUGUCUUCAUUCGCAACAAUCCGGCCUUCUCGCCGCAUGGCUCGCGAGGAGGAAAUGAGCUACAGGGGCAUUUGGGGAACGGCUGUCCAGGAGGACUAGGGGGGUUGAUGCAAGGCGUCGGGCCGAUCGGAUCUCAGGGCUUCUAUAGCGUGGCACAAGGAGGUUAUCAAGUAGGCGGCCCCCACAGGGACAGUUAUGGGGAGGUUUCGCAGGAGCAACGUCUGGCCGUAGCGGACAGCUCAGCAACCAAGGCCAACAGAUCAAUCAAGGACAAUACGGGAUGCCUAAUUUUAACGGCGAUCACCCACGUGGACGAGAUCAUCAUCGGCAGAGACUGGAACACAGUUCUGGACUCCCCGUCGGAUCAAAGAGAUCAAGGGUGCGCCAAGGACGUCCUCGCUCUGGUGGACAUGAUGCUGGACUUGGAUUUGCAGGAUGUGUACAGGGAACUGCGACCAGCGGAACCGGGUUACACCUGGUUCUCGCACAGGGGGAGAGGCAGGAGACUGGAUUACCUGCUAGUGGGAGGGAGCCUAAAGAAGCAGGUGAUCAACGUGGAGGAGGCCAACAACCCGGUCUCGGAUCAUAAACCGGUAAUUGGUUUCUUCAAUCUUGCAAAAGAGUUCAAGAGAGGCAGGGGCUACUUUAAGCUUAACACGCAGAAUCUGCAGUGCGAAGGGUUAAACCAGUGGACACAAGGGUUCUGGGAACGGUGGCAAAAGCAAAAAGAGCGGUUUGCUACGGUAGCAGAGUGGUGGGAAGUGGGCUCAAGGAUCAUGUCGAAGCUGCUAGAUGUCUUCUCUAGGAUGCUUGCAUUGACCAGGAACAAGGAAGAGAGGAAACUACGGAAGAAAGUACAGGAGGCAGAGGAGAAAAUGCAGAGGCACCCUAUCUCUGAUUUUACGUAGGGAAAGGAGAGGGUCAGAAGGUUAGCUGAGUGGGAUGAG